Messenger RNA from Lepus europaeus (European hare), 1554 nucleotides. It is a transcript of the gene ACTR10, whose product is annotated as actin related protein 10. Bases 60 to 1313 code for a protein of 417 amino acids. The record is from RefSeq and is a predicted model, not a curated record. Gene Ontology annotation, biological process: retrograde axonal transport of mitochondrion. NCBI's taxonomy places the organism in Eukaryota, Metazoa, Chordata, Mammalia, Lagomorpha, Leporidae. The transcript is spliced from 13 exons.
CCGACAGCUGAGGGCGGCGCGCAGGGCCCGGGUCGUCGUCCUCGGCGCUGCGGGCCGACAUGCCGCUCUACGAGGGCCUGGGCAGCGGCGGGGAGAAGACGGCCGUCGUCAUCGACCUGGGCGAGGCCUUUACCAAGUGUGGAUUUGCUGGAGAAACUGGUCCGAGAUGCAUAAUUCCUAGUGUGAUAAAAAGAGCCGGGCUGCCCAAGCCUAUCAAAGUUGUCCAAUAUAAUAUCAAUACAGAAGAACUAUAUUCCUACCUAAAGGAAUUCAUCCACAUACUGUAUUUCAGGCAUCUGUUGGUGAAUCCCAGAGACCGUCGAGUUGUGGUUAUCGAGUCGGUGUUAUGUCCCUCCCACUUCAGAGAGACACUCACUCGGGUGCUUUUCAAAUAUUUCGAGGUUCCAUCUGUCUUGCUUGCUCCAAGUCAUCUAAUGGCUCUUUUGACACUUGGAAUUAACUCUGCCAUGGUCCUGGAUUGUGGAUAUAGGGAAAGCUUGGUGUUACCUAUAUACGAAGGCAUCCCGGUACUCAAUUGCUGGGGAGCACUCCCCCUAGGAGGAAAAGCUCUUCACAAGGAAUUGGAAGCUCAACUGUUGGAGCAGUGUACUGUUGACACAGGUGCUGCUAAAGAACAGAGUCUUCCCUCAGUGAUGGGUUCAGUUCCAGAAGGUGUCUUAGAAGAUAUCAAAGUACGCACUUGCUUUGUAAGUGAUCUGAAGCGCGGACUUAAAAUCCAAGCAGCAAAAUUUAAUGUUGAUGGGAAUAGUGAGCGUCCCUCACCACCCCCGAAUGUUGACUAUCCAUUAGAUGGAGAGAAGAUCUUACAUGUCCUAGGAUCAAUCAGAGAUUCAGUUGUGGAAAUCCUUUUUGAGCAAGAUAAUGAAGAGAAAUCAGUUGCCACCUUAAUACUGGAUUCCCUUAUACAGUGUCCAAUAGACACCAGGAAGCAGCUAGCAGAGAACUUGGUGGUCAUAGGCGGCACGUCCAUGUUGCCAGGAUUUCUCCACAGAUUGCUUGCAGAAAUACGGUAUCUGGUAGAAAAACCAAAAUAUAAAAAGGCACUUGGCACCAAGACAUUCCGAAUUCAUACGCCACCUGCAAAGGCUAAUUGUGUGGCUUGGUUGGGAGGUGCUAUUUUUGGAGCAUUGCAAGAUAUACUUGGGAGCCGUUCAAUUUCAAAGGAGUAUUAUUUUCAAACGGGCCGAAUUCCUGAUUGGUGUUCUCUCAAUAACCCACCUUUGGAAAUGAUGUUUGAUGUCGGAAAAAACCAGCCGCCUCUGAUGAAGAGGGCAUUUUCCACCGAGAAAUAAAAUUUUGAUUACAAUUUAAUUUUGCUUCAUUUUAAAUAGUUACAAGCAAAUUGUACAAAAUAGGUAGGAUGGCUUGUUGUAGACUAGUUUCAUGCAAGUGAAAGAAAUUCUGUAUUUACUCUUUGCAUUAAUGUUUUGUUCUUUUGACUUUGUUUUCCUUGUGAAAAAAUGGUAGCUGACGCAUAUGAUAUUUGUUGUAUUUAUAUCAAUAAAAUAUAGAAAAGCAGUUUACUUUUGGAAA